This is a messenger RNA of Linepithema humile (Argentine ant), 2631 nucleotides long. RefSeq lists its product as uncharacterized. The record is from RefSeq and is a predicted model, not a curated record. NCBI's taxonomy places the organism in Eukaryota, Metazoa, Arthropoda, Insecta, Hymenoptera, Formicidae.
AUCGUACAACGUGUUAUUAAAGAUAAAAAAAAGAUUGUUCAAUUAUAAAAAGUAACGGAAAUACAGUAUAUACUUGAGAGCUGCUGAAAUAAGGGGAAGAAUUUAUUUUGACAUAAUGAUAAGUUAUCGUUAAUGUCAGAGUUGCGAAAUAACUGCGAAGUACGAGAAAAAUAGUGAUUAUCGUCCGAGACUCGUCCGAGAUGUCAUCUCCGAAUCGCGCUUGGCGAAGUAUGGUAAUUACGAAUACGAUGAGCAACACGAGAGAAUGUACAGGCCGGACGAUGGUAAAUCGUCGGGUAGCGGACUUUGCCAUUUCCGUCCAGCAACGGAGGCUGUGGAACCGUGGAUGCUUCCUGAAGUUCAAGAACACUUCGCCCGGUUAAUCUCGCCGAGCCGCACGCGAUCACAUCGGGAACCUACGUUCAAUUUGCAAAGCUCAGCAAUAUCAAUACUGAAGUGCAACACCUUGAGGAGGGAAAAUGAAAACGUUUGCUCGAAUUUCCAAUCGGAUUGGAGCGAAAAUUCGAAAAAACGACGUCAGAAGAUCGAUCUGAAGGAGAGCAGAAAAAUUGGAUUAUAUGGCGAGUCGCUUUCGACUCAUAAAUCAGAUGAAAGUGAAUCACAUGAAAGAUCAACCAAAACAUUCGCCCGUCAUCAGCGAUACACCGUGGAGACCAUCGCGGAAAUACAGCUGCAAUCUCGCAUCGAGAGCGAUGCUGUGCGUGACAUAUGGAACGUGGGGAAGUUUCAACGGCAGCAACAGCAACAAUGUCAUCAGCAGAACCAGCAAUCACGGAUUAUUCGGCAGAUACAGCCCGCCACCCAGCAUCAUCAACCCUUCUAUUGCACGCUGCAGUAUCAGCCUCUGAUUCUGAGAGCGCAAUAUCAGCGGAGACUGUUGCAAUCGCCGUCACUACCAUCUCCACCGCCACCGAUCCUAAGCGCCGAAGUGCCGGAAUUCUUCCCCAAAUCAAUCCCAGUUCCGAUAACGUAUAGCCUAAACGCCGAUAAGGAACGCAAAGCUCGUCAGAUACGCUAUUUUCCAUCGUUCAACGACAGAAACUAUCAGAGCGAGCUGUUUCCCUACAAUAGGCCGCAGCAUGAAACUAUAUUUCCGAACACCAGAAUGUCCAUAUUACCUGCCACAGAAACGAACGUGUUCCGAUCUUCUCAGGAAUGGUUCCAAAGAGUCGCACCACCGAUGCAGCUACAGUUAGCGGCUGCUUCGUCUCCUCUGCCGGUUUGCACGUCGUUGCAGCCGAUUCACGAUGCUACGAUCGGCCAUCGUCCUCUACAGAUGUAUGAGAAAUUUGUGCCAUGCACUCAGUCGAGCCCAACGACGCCCAUACCUGUAUAUCAGCGACCGAUAGAACUGUACCAGGAACCAACGUCGAAACGGAAGAAUCAAGGAGUCGAUUUCAACAAUCUCAUACUACUAACGAAGAAUAGCAUCAAGACACGACGCGGUCACGCGAAAAGCACCGCUCAAUCACCUUUCCUCCCGGACUCCAAACAGAACCUGAGAACUUCCGGUCACAAGAUGCAGGUGCAAUGGCUCGACAAGGAUCACUGCGCGAAGAAUGCUGAAGAGAUCGUGGCUGUGAACGCAUUGGUAUCGGAGUUGCGUAGCUUUGAGGAGAAAUACGAGUACGAUAAAAGAGCCAGCACCAGCUGGAAAACCGUCGCUGCUGCUUCGCAAAGUCAGCAAGGAUCGUGCGAAACUGCAAGAUCGAAGGACAGAAUCUUUGGGAACGAAAGCGCAAGAUGCAAGACUUUGGACGCUGAAGGGAAGGAUAAAAAGAUGAAGCGGCCACUUUAUAGAGACGUUCUCGCAAAUGCCUCGAGCGGAGUAGUUCCGGAAAAUGUCUUUGAGAAGAGAUACGACGAACUCGAGCAACAAGCGAUGGAACAAUACAGAAACUCGGAAGAAUCGCUAGCGCUCAAAUACCAGGAAUUGGAGCGCCAAGCGAUGGAACAAUAUAGAAAUAGUCGCACAGGGGACGAUAAGCGUUCGGUAUCUUCCGAGGACCAACAUUGUUUUGAUGGACAAAGGUGUUCGGGACGCGGACAAUGCAGUCCUUCAAUAGAAUAUACAGAAAGAAAAGGUUGUUGCUUUCCACAAAUUACACUGCUGAAGCCAAAGGGUAAAUCUCUGCCCAAUGUUUUUGAUGGAUCAUCGUGCAACGACGGCAUUCGGCAAUCAGCCGCCGCUUCAAGAAGUCUAUCUACGUUGACCGACAGAUUGUUGAGGGAAUCGAAAAACAUAUGUAAGGGUGCAUCAGGAGAUAAAAUUGAUACUAACGUUCGAACAUCGUUGAAGCGGCGUCUGAUACUGAUGUCACCCUUCGAGCGCAAGUCAGAGGCCAGACGAUUGAUGAAGACGACGGACUUGCAUGGGAUAUGCACACUCUCUCGAGCGAAAAAGAACGUCUUCAAUUACUAUCGGACCUCCGAAAUCGCUCAAAACGGCAGCGGUGACGAAAACAUAACGAUCAUACAGUCUCCUAAUAGAGAAAUUUGGUUAUCCGGAUUCUGGACUACUUGAAUCGAAUAAAUUUCCUUCAGAACAAUUAAAAGAGCUUCAAGCUUUUUUGCAGACGUCGAUGAAUUGGAUUUGAAAAAUUCUUGGGA